Messenger RNA from Mucor velutinosus, 1311 nucleotides. RefSeq lists its product as uncharacterized. Gene Ontology annotation, molecular function: adenosylmethionine decarboxylase activity. NCBI's taxonomy places the organism in Eukaryota, Fungi, Mucoromycota, Mucoromycetes, Mucorales, Mucoraceae. Bases 1 to 1311 code for a protein of 436 amino acids. The transcript is spliced from 3 exons. Gene Ontology annotation, biological process: spermine biosynthetic process; spermidine biosynthetic process. The record is from RefSeq and is a predicted model, not a curated record. Gene Ontology annotation, cellular component: cytosol.
AUGGUCAAUUUAUCCAGCAACGCAACUACUACUACGACUCCUACUGCUGGUGAGAAUUACUCUGCACAAGAGGGUGCUUUUGAAGGUCCUGAAAAGCUCUUGGAAAUCUGGUUUUCGCCUUCGCCGGAUAGAUUAAAGGAUCACCAAAAUUUGUCCUCUGACGAAUCGGAAGACGAUGUCAACUGCGUUCGCAAUCAGAGAAGAAGAAGCCAUGCUCCUGUAGAAGGAAAGACCGGUCUGCGUGUCAUUCCAAGACCCGUGCUCGAUAAAAUGCUGGCGUUGGUGAAAUGUACUGUUCUGAAUGUGAUUUCCAACAAGGAUGUGGAUGCUUAUUUAUUGAGUGAAUCAUCCAUGUUUGUGUACCCUCACAAAAUGAUCUUGAAAACAUGUGGUACUACCACUCUGCUUUUGGCAGUAUCUAGACUCUUGGAAAUCGCCAAGAAUUACUGUGGUUUCGAAAAGGUGUGGAGAGUGUUCUAUUCUAGAAAGGCUUUCAUGUUUCCUGAACGUCAAAUUGGUCCCCAUCGCUCAUGGGAUGACGAAGUCAAGUUUUUGGAUAAAUACUUUGACGCCGGGUCUUCUUAUAUUGUUGGCAAGGAGCGUCAAGAUCAAUGGCAUCUCUACAUGACCAAACCUUCUGAUGAUGUCUUGCACCACCCCUCAUCUCGUCCUAUUCUACCUCAUUUGCGCGGUGUAAUGCAGGAACAUGAGAUUGCAAGCGGCGCUUCCACUCCCGUCACUUCAGACAGUGAAGAUCCUUCUCCUUUUGGUAACGCAGGUCAUUUUCAUCCAGACCAAACGAUUGAGAUCCACAUGACAGGACUCAAUCAGGAAAAGAUGAAAAAGUUCUACCAUGAUGUCUCUCAGACAGAAAGCGGUAUACCCGGGGGUAAGUGGGUCGAUCAGCAAACCGGUAUCGAUAAACUGUAUCCAAUGGCCACGCUGGACAGUUACUUGUUUGAGCCUUGCGGUUACUCUAGCAACGCUAUCUGGGAUGAUAUGUACUUUAAUUUCCAUGUCACUCCCGAGGAGGAAUGCUCGUACGCUUCAUUUGAGACGAAUAUACCUGUCGAGAAGUCUCAUGCCAACUCGGGUGAGCAGAGUCCAGUGGAAGCAUUGAUUACGCAGGUGUUGGAUGUGUUUGAUCCCUCUCAGUUCACUGUAACCUACUUUACAUCUCACCACAAGGAGCAUCAUAGCCACAGUCAUAUGGUCCGAUCCAUGAGCGCACUGCAUGGCUACAAGCGCACGAACCGCAUCUUGUAUGAAUUCGAGGGCUACGAUUUGGUCUAUGGCCAUUAUGCGAAAUAA